UCUCCUUUCUUGCUGUUCAUUUUAUCAUUCUCUGGAACCCUACAUAAAUAUUGGGAUUAUAAAAUCUGCAUUCUACAAAUUGUUUUACAAACCCAUUUACAGCAUUGCUGAAAAUGAACUUAAAAUUGGCUUAUCCUCUCCUAACAAUAUUCACAGCCAUAAUUUUUAUCAUAGUCUGGACUUUGCAAACAAGAGGGAAGACAUCCAUGAUUUGUGAAAGUCAUCUCCAGGAUCUUGGGUUAGAGGAGAAAACCCAAGGUAUCAACAGCCUGAUAUUUGAUGAUUUAUCUCCAGCAGAGAUGAUACGAGUGAACAGGUACUUACAACAAAAUCUAGCAGUACCACUGGUUGAUCCUUCUCAAGCAAAGCCAGAUGACAACGUCAUUUAUUCUAUCACUCUCCAGCUUCCUCCAAAAGCAGAGGUUCUGGAAUUUCUGGACCAUCAAGGGAGAAGACCUACUCGACAAGCACUAGUCACAGUCUACUUUGGAAAUCAGGAGGAUCCAAACAUCACUGAGUUUUUGGUGGGCCCUCUUCCAAAUCCAACAUACCACUAUGACAUCACAGAGGAAAAGUAUGGCAGAAAACUAACUUAUUCCAAAAGAUUUCUGUUAAAUAAUGACUUGGAAGAAAUGUAUUCAUUGCUGAAGAACAAGGAGUAUCCAAAGGCUUCCAACUUUAUGCACAAGGUAUUUGAUUACAAUGGAAACAAUUUUCUUUAUACUUUUGGAUUUCCUCCAGGCUUUGAAUCAGGAGACCGCCUAAUCUGGCUUAAUCAUUUGCAAAAUGUUUCUGGCUUUUAUGUGCACCCUGUUGGACUUGAGGUCCUAUUGGAUCUUAGUAGCCUAGAUAUUUCUGACUGGAAAGUGAAAAAGGUAUUCUAUAAUGGUCAAUACUUUGAAGACAUGGAAGAACUUGAGAGACAAUUCAAUGAUGGAUGUGUUAAAAUAGCCAAAGUCAAAAAGUCUCCUCCUGAUGGGGGAUAUACAUCAUUAAAACAAAGGGUGCCCCCUAAGGGUCCAGGUCCUCUGCACUAUGAACCUCGUGGCCCACGCUAUAGGAUCAAGAAUAACCAAGUCAACUUCAUGUCAUGGAGUUUUGCCUUUGGAACAGAUGUAUUCCAGGGACCCCGUGUCUUUGACAUCAGGUUUAAGGGUGAGAGGAUAAUCUAUGAACUAAGCCUGCAAGAUGCAUCGGCUGUCUAUGGCUCCAGCAGUCCAUUGUUAAUGUCAAGUAGAUAUAUGGACAUAAGCUAUGGGUUUGGACGUGCUCUACAUUCACUCACCCAGGGUGUGGAUUGUCCUUACUUAGCUACUUAUUUGGACAGACACUUAUUUGUUGAUACACCAUCACCUGUAACCAGAGAAGCCUCAAUCUGCAUCUUUGAGCAGAAUGCUGAGGUGCCUUUGCGACGCCAUUAUGAAAAUGGCCAGGCUCCAUUUUAUGGAGGAUUGGAAGAUUCCGUUCUCGUGUUUAGAUCAAUAAGUUCUGUUACUAACUAUGACUAUAUAUGGGACUUUAUUUUUCACCAAAAUGGAGUUGUUGGUGUCAGGGCCCAUCUCAGUGGGUAUAUUCAAUCAUCUUUCCUCAUUGGUGAUGCUACAGAAUUUGGCAACAGGGUUCAAGAGUGGGUGCUGGGGGCAAUUCACACACACAGUGUUCAGUUCAAGAUGGAUAUGGAUAUUGGUGGUGUGAAAAAUACCCUGAUGAGCAAUGACAUGGCUUUUGAAACAGUGGAGGCUCCCUGGAGCCCAAAACACAAGAUCAAUCGAAUGAAGAUGGUAAGAAAUGUGCUGGAUACUGAGAAUGAAGCUGCUUUCCGCCUUCAUGACGACAUGCCCAAGCACAUAUACUUUGCAGCCAACAGCACAAACAAGUGGGGUCACAAACGUGGUUAUCGGAUUCAGAUGGUGAGCUUUUCUGGAGAUCAUAUGCCAGAAACAGAUCCAAUGGAACGAGCCAUCAGUUGGGAAAGGUACAAGCUAGCUGUUACCAAGCGGAAGGAGAAGGAACCAUCCAGUACCAGCCCUUAUAACAUGCUUGACCCAUGGUCACCUACAGUUGCCUUUGCUGACUUCAUAAAUAAUGAGUCCAUCGUUAAUGAGGAUCUGGUUGCUUGGAUCAAUACUGGCUUCUUGCAUAUCCCACAUGCUGAGGACAUACCCAACACUGUAACACUGGGAAAUGUGCUUGGAUUCUUUUUGAGACCUUAUAAUUUUUUUGAUGAAGAUCCUUCCAUAUAUUCUCUGGACAGUGUUUUCUUCACCAGUGAGCAAGACUUCACUUCCUGUGAUGUCAACCAACUUGCAUGUCUACCAAAAACAGCUGCAUGUGUUCCCAACUUUCCCACUUUCACCUACAGUGGAUUCCAAAAUAUGACCAAACUCUGAAACCUGUUAUUUGAAUGGCGUGCAUAUGUUUUAAAUUAGAAGGGAGAAAGUAAACAGUUAAACUAUAUAUAGUGUAAACUGCAAUGUGUAUGAAGAGAAGCUCUCCCUGAAUUUUUUCUGUCCAAUAACUUUGAAAUCCAAUUCUUAUGAUUUUUUUUAAAAAAACAUUCACAUUGCUUGUAUUUGUAAAGUGGAUUUCCUGCAGGUCUUUUUAAGGGUUCAGAUAUCCCAAUCAGAUUUCUGCAUUGUAAUUGAUUUUCUCCACCAGUUGUGCUCCUAUUUGUCUCUCACUAUCUUUUAAAGAUGUUAAUAGAGGUCUCUGCACUCCAAGAAAGUAGAUUAGAACAGAAGAGAGGAAUAUAUAACUUUCCAUAUGUUGCUGUGCUGCACCUCCUACCUUGUCUCAAUAUUGGCCAUACAGUCCAAGGGUGAUGGGAUUUACAAAAAUGGAGGCAUUUAUUUUAUAGUAUACCCUAGAUGCACUCCAAAUUGAAGAAUUAAUCACAUAUAUUCUCUUCUGAUGUGAUCCAACAAACAGGUUUAUUAUAUAGAUUAUUAUUACAUAUUGUUUUAUUUCUGAACUGAAAGAGACCUUCCGCAGUUCCAUGGCAAAGAGUAUUUUCAGCUUUGGAGAUUCAAAUUAAACUACUAAAUCUUGCAGCUACAGUUAUUUGAAUAAUAAUCUAUAUUAUCUGUAUGAAGAGAUUUAGUGAGGUGAUUCAUUAUUCAAAAUUCUUGGAACCAGAAGUAUUUGGGCUUUGGGAUUUCUGAAUACAGUACUGGUAUUUGAAUGUACACAAUGAAAUAUCUUGGGGAUGGGACCCAAGUCUAAACAUGAAAUUCAUUUAUGCUUCACAUGCCUUGAAAUUAUUUUUUACAAUAUUUUAAAAUAAUUUUGUGCAUAAAAUAAAGUUUGUGUACAGCAAACCAUCAAAAAGCAAAUAUGUCAUUAUCCGAGCCACCUAUAGGGACAGUUUUGGAUGUUAGAAUAUUUCAGGUUUCAAUUCUUCUGGGCCUCAGCAAUGAGUACCACACACACUUUCCCUCCCUCUCCUCACCCAAGCUCCUCCUCUCUGUCACCAAUUGAAGUUCCUCUGCCCCCUCAUCCCCUGAAUGUGAGAAGGGUAGAAGAACAUCAAGAGGAGGAGGAGGAGUAGGAGG
This is a messenger RNA of Anolis sagrei ordinatus, 3551 nucleotides long. RefSeq names its product amine oxidase [copper-containing] 3-like. NCBI's taxonomy places the organism in Eukaryota, Metazoa, Chordata, Lepidosauria, Squamata, Anolidae. Gene Ontology annotation, cellular component: plasma membrane. Gene Ontology annotation, biological process: amine metabolic process. Gene Ontology annotation, molecular function: primary methylamine oxidase activity; quinone binding; copper ion binding. The record is from RefSeq and is a predicted model, not a curated record.